ACAAGAGAGGGAAAGGAAGGGGAGACGCAAAGGCGGGAACCCCGAGCUGCUCCACCGCCUUCGUCAGGCUUCUUGGAAGCUCGACCGAUGGCUUCAUGCUGAGUUGCGCCGCUCAUCACUCAUCUUCCCGUCAACUCCGUGCUGCUCACUCUUGCUUACUUGGCCCUCUAGCUCUCAACACCGAUCAUUCAUAUCUUGUGAUAUAUCCGCAUCUCUCUGCAGUCUCAAUUUUCUUCAAUCCAUCCGACUCUUUCCUAUUGGAGCUUCCGCCCAGGAAGUCAUCCGCUGUUGCUUUUCCAUCUAACUUCCCUUACUUCACAUCGCCUCAUCAAUCAUGGAUCGUCUCAAUAGAAUGCUCCAGGCGGCCCAGGGCAUGGGCAUGGGCGGAGGAGCUCCCGGUGGUGAUACCCCCAACCUGAUUGAUAACUCCGAAACCGUUCACAUCUCGUCGCUCGCCCUCUUGAAGAUGUUAAGGCAUGGUCGGGCAGGUGUUCCUAUGGAAGUCAUGGGCCUCAUGCUUGGUGAAUUCGUUGAUGAAUACACGGUUCGGGUGGUAGAUGUCUUUGCUAUGCCUCAGAGCGGUACGGGUGUCAGUGUCGAAGCUGUGGACCCUGUCUUCCAGACUAAGAUGAUGGACAUGCUGCGGCAAACCGGACGGCCCGAAACCGUCGUUGGCUGGUACCACUCCCACCCUGGUUUCGGAUGCUGGCUUUCGUCCGUCGAUAUCAACACGCAACAAUCAUUCGAGCAGCUUACCCCCCGUGCCGUGGCCGUUGUCGUUGACCCGAUCCAGUCCGUCAAGGGCAAGGUCGUUAUCGAUGCGUUCCGUCUCAUUCAACCGCAGACUGUCGUCAUGGGCCAGGAGCCCCGUCAGACCACAUCCAACCUCGGUCAUUUGAAUAAGCCUUCCAUCCAGGCUCUGAUCCACGGCCUAAACAGACACUACUACAGCAUUGCGAUCAACUACCGCAAGACGGGUCUGGAGGAGAACAUGCUCAUGAAUCUGCACAAGCACGUUUGGACGGAAGCACUGCAGAUGAAGGACUUCCAUGACGAGGGUGAACAUAAUGUCGAGCGCAUGAAGCAGCUCGUAAGUCUGGCUGAAGGCUAUGAGAAGCGGGUUAAGGAAGAGACGGAGUUGAGCAAAGACCAACUGAAGACGAGAUAUGUCGGAAAGGUCGACCCCAAGAAGCACAUUGAGGACGUCAGUCAGCAGCUGAUCGAGGACAAUAUUGUCGCUGUCUCCCGGCAGAUGAUCGACAAGGAGGCAUCUGUGGCUCGGCAAUCCAACGGAAACGAGUCUCAGAGUGGCGCUGGCAUGGACGUGGACGAGGAGCUCUGAACAUGUAUCGAGUUUUGAUCGACGUAUAACACCUGUCUCCUAAUGCAUACCAGAGGUGAAAGCACUUUUUUUUUCUUCUUCCUAGGCAGGCUUCAUGGGCGGAGAAGGGUUAUCUAGUCCUUAGACUUGGCAGUACCUAGCAAC
Messenger RNA from Aspergillus saccharolyticus JOP 1030-1, 1486 nucleotides. Its product is annotated as proteasome regulatory particle lid subunit RPN11. Bases 335 to 1342 code for a protein of 335 amino acids. The transcript has 4 exons. Lineage: Eukaryota; Fungi; Ascomycota; Eurotiomycetes; Eurotiales; Aspergillaceae. Gene Ontology annotation, cellular component: proteasome regulatory particle, lid subcomplex. Gene Ontology annotation, biological process: proteasome-mediated ubiquitin-dependent protein catabolic process; protein deubiquitination. The record is from RefSeq and is a predicted model, not a curated record. Gene Ontology annotation, molecular function: protein binding; proteasome binding; metallopeptidase activity.